Molecule: messenger RNA, 2419 nt
Organism: Salvia miltiorrhiza (redroot sage)
Lineage: Eukaryota; Viridiplantae; Streptophyta; Magnoliopsida; Lamiales; Lamiaceae
Exons: 3
Coding region: 578-2419 (613 amino acids)
Source: RefSeq, a predicted model, not a curated record
AGGGUGAGAUUUUUAUCUAGCCCUUUGAAUAAAAUAAAUAAGUUUUGUAUCACACUCCAUAAAUAAAUAAGUUUUGUAGCACAUUCUUAAUGGUCCCACCAAAUCUUUGAUUUAUUUAAAAAAUUUGUUUUCUUUAAACAAUAAAAAACGUGGCUGAUAGAAUCUUCUAUCAUUAUCACGAUUUGUCUUAUUAUGUCUCUCUCUCUCUCUUCCAAAAUCGUGAUCUGAUAGUAUAUCUUUUAGGGUUUAGGGUUUCUUUUCUUGCAUGUACACGAUUUGGAAGCAUGAAUCGUGAGGAUCGGCUGAAAAGUGGUCAAACAAGAAUCUUGUUUCAAAUCAUUCCCCAAAAAAAGAAUCUUAUGCAAAUAUUGAGAAGACCGUGCACUAUACACGGCUCUCUCUCUCUCUCUCUCUUCUAUUAUUCAGCUUCCAAAUUCAAAAAAAAAAGAGACAAAAACCUUAAGGACCGUGCACUCCAAAAACUCCAUACACGCCUCUCUCUCUCUCUAAGAAACUCAAGCCCACCGUGCACUCCAUAAACUCAAGCCCACCGUGCACUCCAUAAACUCAAGCCACUAUGAGUUCAACGGAAUCAGAUUACGAUGGGGAAGAACAGCCUGUAGAACGAGGCCAUCGCCCGAGUACAUCGAGGAGGGAAAAAUACCCGACGCCGAAUCCGCCUCCGAGGCAUGUUUGGUUACGUCCGUGCAUGCAAGGUUAUGCCGGACGAAUCAAUCACUAUGUAAAGGACACGACACUGAAGGAAGUGGAGACCUGUCUGACGCACUACCAGCGAUUGGAACAAUUUAAUCAAGGUCCGUUUGGGCAUUUACUUCAGUUGAAGAGGCAGGAUAGUGCGAAUGCCGCACUGCACCAUCUUCUUGCACGGGAGUUGUAUGACGAAGCAUUCGGUCCGUGGGAGAAGUGGUUCCACGUUGGUGGACACGACAUUCGAUUCGGUGCAGUGGAGUAUUGUCUGGUGACGGGGUUGUGUUUCGGGCCAUCCCCGCAGCGUUUUGAUCCUGAUGUGGAUCACCGUGUUGGGAAGCAGAGUCUAUGGCACCGAGUUUUGAAAGGCAAGAAGGUGGAAGUGAAGGAUCUGCGGAAGCGGUUCGUGAGCCGCAGUCUGGGCAACAGUGCCCAGGAUUAUUUGAAGGCGGCCAAUAUUCUCGUGGCGUAUGAUCUCAUCUUCUGUCGGGAUUAUAAAUACGUGCACGAGUGGGUGUGGGCACUGGUAGAGGAAGAUCAGGCAUGGUCCGACUUCCCGUGGGGCUCUUACUCAUUCCAGAUUUUGUGUCAUGGGAUGAGUGUGUUGAAGAAGCAUCCCAACGAGAUUACCGGUAAUAGGAAGACGUACCACUUCUAUGGGCCCAUAUGGGCAUUACAGAUUUGGUCGUACGAGGCCAUUCCGAGGUUGGGCCGCGCGUGUGGGAUGCGUGACACGAGGUUGCAGAUGCCACGAUUGGUGAACUGGACGACUUGGAAGUCGGCUUCUGACUUCACCCACUUUUUUGAUGCUCAUGAGGCUGAGUGUCACCGGACACUCGAACCGGUCGAGGAGGAGAAUGAUUCAUUUUAUUUGCAGACCCUGAGGCAUCCAGAGCCCUUUUCUGUACGAUACCAUCCCGGAGGGAAAUACGCUGGCUUGACAGAGCCAGUUGUACCGGAGCCGCCUCCUCCUGUUAGGCCUCCCCCUGUGCAGAGGAGUAUCUCACGAGCAGAGAGGACUCGUGAGAAGCAGCCUGUCCCUGUCCCGAGGAGUAGCUCACGGGCAGAGAGGGCUCGUGAGAAGCAGCCUGUCCCUGUCCAUGUCGAGCGACAUAGGCAGACGUAUGAGGAGCCAAGUGGCAGCCCGUCGAAGCGGCGCAGGUCAGAGGAGUUUGAUGAUCGCGAGCCUCAGGCAGACCGAGAUGAGGAUUAUUGGAGGCGACGCGAUGAGGACCUGAUUGCCCGUAUCACACAGGAGCAGAUCCGGACUGUGGUCCCAGAGAUGCGGCGCGAGAUACGUCGCGAGCUUGUAGACGACGACUCUGAGCAUGGACUGGUCGCCAAAAUUACGAAGAAGGUCAUAGCCGCUGUGAAGGACAUCUUUGGGAGACGUUCUUCUUCGAGGAGGCAUAGAUCAUCAUCCAGCCAUGCCAGUCGUCAUAGACAUCAGAGUGAGGAGUACGACCAGCCGAGCCCCAGUCGCAGACGGUCUACAUCUCACAUUCCUAGUCCUAGGCGAUCAGAGCGUGAGGAUCCACCUCAUGUUAGCCAUAGGCACUCAGUUGGAGACAUGGAUCCGCCUCGUAGACAUAGGAUGUGGAACGGGAACAAUACGCUCCAUAUAUGUGGCCAACAGCACGGAUUGUUUGAAAUAUCCUCCAACAAAAUCCGUGACUUGCAGUCCUGCACGCCUAAUAAAAUGCAAAGAUAA